Molecule: messenger RNA, 9149 nt
Organism: Paramuricea clavata
Lineage: Eukaryota; Metazoa; Cnidaria; Anthozoa; Malacalcyonacea; Plexauridae
Source: the annotation of a GenBank genome assembly
AUGAGGACCAGUUUCCUCAUGCUGAGGACAAGGUUACUCACGCUGAGGACAAGGUUCCUCACGAUGAGGACAAGGUUCAUCAAGCUGAGGAAAAGGUUCCUCACACUGAGGACAAGGUUCCUCACUCUGAGGACAGGGUUCCUCACGCUGAGGACAAGAUACCUCACAAUGAGGACAAGGUUCCUCACUCUGAGGACAGGGUUCUUCACGCUGAGGACAAGGUAUCUCACUGAGGACAAGGUUCCUCACGCUGAGGACAAGGUUCCUCACGCUGAGGACAAGGUUCCUCACGCUGAGGACUACGUUCCUCAAGCUGAGGACAAGGUACCUCACAAUGAGGACAAGAUUCCUUCCGCAGAGGACAAGGUUUCUCAAGGUGAGGACAAGGUACCUCACCAUGAGGACAAGGUUCCUCAUGCUGAGGACAAGGUUACUCACGCUGAGGACAAGGUUCCUCACGCUGAGGACAAGGUUCCUCACGUUGCGGACAAGGUACCUCACACUGAGGACAAGGUUCCUCACAAUGAGGACAAGGUUCCUCACUCUGAGGACAGGGUUCCUCACGCUGAGGGCAAGGUAACUCACACUGAGGACAAGGUUCCUCACGCUGAGGACAAGGUUCCUCACGGUGAGGACAAGGUUCCUCAUGCAGAGAACAAGGUUCCUCACGCUGAGGACAAGGUCCCUCAAGCUGAGGUCAAGGUUCCUCACGCUGAGGACAAGGUUCCCCACGCUGUGGACAAGGUUCGUCACGCUGAGGACAAGGUUUCUCACGCUGAGGACAAGGUUCCUCACGCUGAGGACAAGAUUCUUCACGCUGUGGACAAGGUUCCUCACGCUGAGGACAAGCUUCCUCAAGCUGAGGACAAGGUUCCUCACGCUGAGGACAAGCUUCCUCACGCUGCGGACAAGGUACCUCACGCUGAGGACAAGGUUCCUCACGCUGUGGACAAGGUUCCUCACGCUGAGGACAAGGUACCUCACACUGAGGAUAAGGUUCCUCACACUGACGACAAUGUACCUCACAGUGAGGACAAGGUACCUCACACUGAGGACAAGGUACAUCACACUGAGGACAAGGUUCCUCAUGCUGAGGACAUGGUACCUCAUACUGAGGACAAGGUUCCUCACACUGAGGACAAGGUACCUCACACUGAGGACAAGGUACCACACACUGAGGACAAGGUUCCUCACGCUGUGGACAAGGUUCCUCACGCUGAGGACAAGGUUCCUCAACCUGAGGACAAGGUUCCUCAAGCUGAGGAAAAGUUCCUUACGCUGAGGACAAGGUUCCUCACGCUGCGGACAAGGUACCUCACAAUGAGGACAAGGUUCCUCACACAGAGGACGAGGUUCCUCACGCUGCGGCCAAGGUACCUCACGCUGUGGACAAGGUACCUCACACUGAGGACAAGGUACCUCACACUGAGGACAAGGUACCUCACAGUGAGGACAAGGUACCUCACCCUGAGGACAAGGUUCCUCACGCUCAGGACAAGGUAUCUCACACUGAGUACAAGGUUCCUCACUCUGAGGACAAGAUUCCUCACGCUGAAGACAAGGUUCCUCACGCUGAGGACAAGGUACCUCACACUGAGGGCAAGGUUUCUCAAGCUGAGAACAACGUCCCUAACCCUCAGAACAAGGUUCCUGGCGGUGAGGACAAGGUUCCUCAAGCUGUGGACAAGGUUCCUCACGUUGAGGACAAGGUUCCUCACGCUGAGGACAAGGUCCCUCAAACUGGGGACAAGGUUCCUCACGCUGAGUACAAGGUUCCUCACGCUAAGGACAAGAUUCAGCACGUUGCGGACAAGGUACCUCGGGCUGCGCACAAGGUUGCUCACGCUGAGCACAAGGUACCUCACACUGUGGACAAUGUCCCUCAAACUGAGGACAAGGUUCCUCACGAUGAGGACAAGGUACCUCACACUCAGGACAAGGAACCUCACACUGAGGACAAGGUACCUCACACUGAGGACGAGGUUCCUCAUGCUGAGAACAUGGUACCUCACACUGAGGACAAGGUUCCUCACGCUGAGGACAAGGUUCUUCACGCUGAGGACAAGGUUCCUCACGCUGAGGACAAGGUUCCUCACGCUGAGGACAAGUUUCCUCACGCUGCGGACAAGGUACAUCACGCUGAGGACAAGGUUCCUCACGCUGAGGACAAGGUACCUCACACGUAGGACAAGGUUCUCACCCUGAGGACAAGGUUACUCACGCUGAAGACAGGGUUCCUCACGCUGAGGACAAGGUUCAUCACGCUGAGGACAAGGUUCCUCACGCUGGAGACAAAGUUCCUCACGCUGAGGACAAGGUUCCUCACGCUGAGGACAAGGUUCCUCACGCUGAGGACAAGGUUCCUCACGCUGUGGACAAGGUUCCUCACGCUGUGGACAAGGUUCCUCACGCUGAGGACAAGGUACCUCACGCUGAGGACAAGGUUACUCACAUUGAGGACAAGGUUCUUCACGCUGUGGACAGGGUUCGUCACGCUGAGGACAAGGUUCCUGACGCUGAGGACAAGGUACCUCACGCUGAGGACAAAGUUCCUCACAUUGAGGACAAGGUUCUUCACGCUGUGGACAGGGUUCGUCACGCUGAGGACAAGGUUCCUCACGCUGAGGACAAGGUUCCUCACGCUGGAGACAAAGUUCCUCACGCUGAGGACAAGGUUCCUCACGCUGAGGACAAGGUUCCUCACGCUGAGGACAAUGUUCCUCACGCUGGGGACAAAGUUCUUCACGCUGAGGACAAGGUUCCUCACGCUGAGGACAAGGUUCCUCACGCUGAGGACAAGGUUCCACACGCUGUGGACAAGGUUCCUCAUGCUGCGGACAAGGUUCCUCACACUGAGGACAAGGUUCGUCACGCUGUGGACAGGGUUCGUCACGCUGAGGACAAGGUUCCUCACGCUGAGGACAAGGUUGCUCAGGCUGGAGACAAAGUUCCUCACCCUGAGGACAAGGUUCCUCACGCUGAAGACAAGGUUCCUCACGCUGAGGAGAAGGUUCCUCUCGCUGAGGACAAGGUUCCUCACGCUGAGAACAAGGUUCCUCACGCUGAGGACAAGGUUCCUCACCCUGAGGACAAGGUUCCUCACGCUGAGGACGAGGUUCCUCACGCUGAGGACAAAGUUCCUCACGCUGGAGACAAAGUUCCUCACGCUGAGGACAAGGUUCCUCACGAUGAGGAUAAGGUUCCUCACGCUGAGGACAAGGUUUCACACGCUGAGGACAAGGUUUCACACGCUGUGGACAAGGUUCCUCACGCUGAGGACAAGGUACCUCACACUGAGGACAAGGUUCCUCGCACUGAGGUCAAGGUUCCUCACGCUGAAGAUAGGGUUCCUCACCCUGAGGACAAGGUUCCUCACGCUGAGAACAAGGUUCCUCACUCUGAGGACAAGGUUUCUCACGCUGUGGACAAGGUUCCUCACGCUGAGGACAAGGUUCCUCACGCCGAGCACAAGGUUCUUCACGUUGAGGACAAGGUUCUUUACGCUGUGGAGAAGGUUCCUCACGCUGAGGACAAGGUUCCUCACGCUGAGGACAAGGUUCGUCACGCUGGCGACAAGGUACCUCACACUGAGGAAAAGGUUUCUCACGCUGAGGACGAGUUUUCUCACGCUGAGGACUUGUCCUCAGGGUGAGGAACCUUGUCCUCAUUGUGAGGUACCUUGUCCUUUGUGUGGGGAACCUUCGUUCCCCACGCUGAGGACGAGGUUCCUGAAGCUGAGGAUAAGGUUACUCACGCUGAGGACAAGGUUCUUCAUGCUGAGGACAAGGUUCCUCAUGCUGAGGACAUGGUACCUCACACUGAGGACAAGGUUCCUCACGCUGAGGACAAGGUUCCUCGCGCUGAGGACAAGGUUCCUCACGCUGAGGACAGGCGUCCUCACGCUGAGGACAAGGUUGCUCACGGUGAGGACGAGGUUCCUCACGCUGAGGACAAGGUUAAGACUGGGUCUCUAAAUAUGCACCAAGCAUACAAAAAAGCUAGGAACGAGGUAACUAAAAAUAUUAAACAGGCCAAAGCCAAACACUUCAUACACUGUUUUGAAACAACCACCAAAAACCCACAAGAGAUGUGGAAAACUAUUAAUAAAUGGAUUAACAAGAAAUCAAAAACAACAACUAUUUCCGAAAUUAAAACUGACAAUGGAAGUGUUACCGAUGCUAAAGAAAUUACAAAUGUCUUAAAUGACUAUUUUUGCAACAUAGGUUCAAAUCUGGCAGAAAACUUAGAAAGGACACCAAUUCAACCAUCUAGUUAUAUUGAUCAGAGUGAAACUGAAUUUAAGCUGCACUCUGUAACUGAAAAUGAAGUUUAUAAAUAUCUUUCCAAUGUUAAACCAACUAAAUCGACUGGUUAUGACCAAAUACCACCAAAAUUAAUUAAAGAUGCGGCUGGAGUAAUCAGUAGAUCACUAACAAAAAUUUUUAACGAAUCUAUUGUAUCUGGAAUUUUUCCUGAUGAUCUAAAAAUAGCGGUGCUGUCGCCAAUCUUUAAGAAAGAUGAUAGGUCCUGUUGUGGUAACUAUAGACCAAUUUCAGUACUAUCAGUUAUAGCGAAAGUUUUGGAGAAAAUUGCAUUUGAUCAAUUGUGUAGUUAUCUUCAUGGUAACAGCAUAAUUGCAAAUCAGCAAUCAGGCUUUAGGAAAAAUCAUUCAACCGAAACGUCCUUACUUACAGUUACAAAUAGAUGGUAUUGCAAUAUGGACAAUGGACUUCUGAACGGCGUUUUAUUUCUGGAUUUAAAAAAGGCAUUUGAUUGUGUAGAUCAUCAAAUCUUACUAAACAAAUUAGCAAUGUAUGGAAUUCGUGGUAUAACAUUAAAUUGGUUUAAGUCGUAUCUCUCCAAUAGAAAGCAAACUUGCAAAGCUAACAACAUAUUUUCAGAAAUGAAACCAAUUAAAACUGGUGUGCCGCAAGGCUCCAAUUUAGUCCCCCUGCUAUUUAUUAUCUAUGUCAACGACUUACCUAAUUGUCUAGACAGUGCUAGUGCAAGCAUGUUUGCCGAUGAUACAAAUAUAACAGCAACCGGUCAGACAGUACAACAACUCCAAAGUAAUUUGAAUAACAAUUUAGAAAAAGUACACCACUGGCUUCUCGCAAAUAAAUUAACUCUUAGUUACAAUAAAACAGAGUACAUGAUUAUUGGUUCAAGACAAAAAAUACUAAACAUUCAAGAAGAACCAAUAAUAAGCAUAGGUAAUGAACCUGUAAAGAAAAUUAAUAAAUGCAAAACACUUGGAGUUAUAAUCGAUGACAAAUUAAUGUGGAAAGACCAUAUAAAUGAAAUCAAUGCUAAAGUUUCGAAAGGUUUAGGAAUAAUGAGAAGGAUCAAAUCGCUUGUAACCCAGUCUGUCUUGCAAACUAUAUACAACAGCUUAAUACUCCCAUAUUUCGAUUACUGUAGCAUGGUAUGGGAUAAUGCAGCUAACUAUAACAUACAGAAACUACAAAAAAUGCAAAAUAGAGCGGCUAGAAUUUUAACAGGAAGCGGUUACGAUGCUCCUUCAAAGGAGUUACUGCGCCAACUCAACUGGGAAACGUUGGAAGAGCGCAGACGUAACAAAAAAGCAUUAUUAAUGUACAAGGUCAAAAAUGGAAUCGCACCUGAUUCAAUAGGAAAUUUGUUUAAUAUUUGUGAUAAUCAAAAUUACUCUUUAAGAAGCAAUUUAAACAACUUUACGUUAGAUAAGCCAAAUACAAAUUUCUUGAAAAAAGCAUUAGUUACUCUGGUGCAAAAUGUUGGAAUGAUCUCACAAAUGAUCUUAAGAGUAAGUCAAUGGGCAUAAAGAGGUUUAGAGCUAUUGUUGGGGGCGCAGAUUAGUUUCCAUAUGAUAUUUUGAAAUCAUUAAAAUAUUCUAGUAAAUAGUUAUUAUAGUAAUUAGUAGUAGUUUGUAGUUUAAGUUUCUUUUGUAUGUAUAUAUAUAUAUGUACCGGGUGUCCCAAAAAAAAGUACUCCGGUUUGAUUUAUAAUAACUUCUAAACAAGUAUAGCUAUGAAACAGAAAUAACAUGCAUUAAAUAGAGGAAGGACUAACUUAGAUUUUGAUAUAUUACAGUUGUAUUUUACUUAAAAAUUCACGGAGAUAUUAAUGUUCAAAAUCGGGAGCAUAUUUUGGGAUGUGUCUAAAAUUAGCGAAAAUCAGCAUAUCAAAUAUUAACUCCAGCGUUUGUUUGCUUAUUGACAUAUCUGGCUAACUGGUAUUUCAGCGAAUUGUCGUUAGGGUUUGUAAGGGAUAUAUGGCGUAGAUUUAGACAUCUUACAUGUAAUUCUUAGCUCAUUGUUUCCUGAAACAUGGACGUUCAAAAUUAUGAAAGUAUAUUUAAUAGGUCUUUGGCUUUGCAAACUUAAAGUUACAUGAAAGACCUUGAAGGCAGGCGCUUAAAUUUUUCUUAAAUAGCCUAAUUUUUUUAUGUUUUACAUGGGUUCAAAACAAAGUUGAUUAUUUCUCGGUUAGAGCAGGAUGAAUAUUAUUAUUUAAUGAAGGAAAUGAUAUUGCUUUUUGCAAAUACACAUCACAGUGUCAACACUACUAUUUUGUUACGUUUUGUUCCAAAAAUGUUGGAUGUCUCUGGGGAAUUGCUUGUUAUGCCUUUAAUUAUGGAGUUGUAUGGUUUGAUCGUGUUUCAUUCUCAGUUUAUUCUGAACUUGCCAAGAUUAAAAAAGGCAAAAGAGUUUGGGUGUUCUUAACAAGAUUUCAGAACGUUGAAGAAGUUAGAAAAUUCAUUCAAUGUGAAGUUAGAAAAUCCACAAUUCCAUUGUGACAGCAUGCCCUAAUUCAGAACUACGAACGAUCCAUGACGAUCCUUCGCGAUGCAGUGCUCUCAUGAAAUAAGGAAACGUAUUCGUGCUGGGAACACAUGCGGAUUUCCGACGAAUAAGUCUUGCUUUUAUUUUGUAGAUAAUAAUACUUUGUUUCAUAAUAAACGAUUUGUCAAGUGCCAUUUAUUUACUGGUAAUAAUGCAUGUUUCAGUCGGGCAAAUCUUGAUUAAUAUUUGAUACGCCGUUUUUGCAUAUUUCAGACACAUCCAGAAAUAUGCUCCCGAUUUUAAACAUUAAUAUCUCUGUGAAUUUUUAAGUGAAAUACAACUGUGAUAUAUCAAAAUCUAAGUUAGUCCUUCCUCUAUUUGAUGCAAGUUAAUUCUCAUUAAAAGCUUUACUUGUUUAGAAGUUAUUACGAAUCAAACCGGAGUACUUUUUUUUGGGACACCCGGUAUAUGUAUGUGUAUAUGUGUGUAUGUGUAUAUAUAUAUAUAUAUAUAUAUAUAUAUAUAUAUAUAUAUAUAUAUGUAUGUAUGUAUAUAUAUGUAUAUGUAUAUGUGGAUGUAUGUGUAUGUAUAUAUGUAUAUACGUGUGAACGCCCCCUUGUGUGAACGGCCCUUUGGAAAACAGUUUUUAACUAUAACUGAUAGGGCUACCGUUGUUAAAUAUUUUUAAAUAAAUAAUAAAAUAAAGGUACCUAACACUGAGGACAAGGUUCCUCAAGCUGAGGUCAACGUCCCUCACCCUGAGCACAAGGUUCCUGGCGGUGAGGACAAGGUUCCUCGCGCUGUGGACAAGGUACCUCACGCUGAGGACAAGGUUCCUCACGCUGAGAACAAGGUUCCUCACACUGAGGACAAGAUUCCUCACGCUGAGGACAAGGUUCCUCACGCUGAGGACAAGGUUCCUCACGCUUUGGACAAGGUUCCUCACGCUUUGGACAAGGUUCCUCACGCUGACGACAAGGUACCUCACACUGAGGACAAGGUACCUCACACUGAGGACAAGGUACCUCACAGUGAGGACAAGGUUCCUCACGCUGUGGACAAGGUACAUCAAACUGAGGACAAGGUUCCUCACACUGAGGACAAGAUUCCUCACGCUGAGGACAAGGUAACUUACGCUCAGGACAAGGUUCCUCACGCUGACGACAAGGUACCUCACACUGAGGACAAGGUACCUCACACUAAGGACAGGCACCUCACACUGAGGACAAGGUUCCUCACGCUGUGGACAAGGUACAUCAAACUGAGGACAAGGUUCCUCACACUGAGGAGAAGAUUCCUCAGGCUGAGGACAAGGUACCUUACGCUGAGGACAAGGUACCUCACACUGAGGACAAGGUGCCUCACACUAAGGAAAAGGUUCCAUACGCUGAGCACAAGGUUCGUCAAGCGGAGGACGAGGUACCUCACACAGAGGACAAGGUACCUCACACUGAGGACAAGGUUCCUCACCCGUAGAACAAGGUUCCUCAUGGUGAGGACACGGUUCCUUAUGCUGAGGACAAGGUUUCUCACGCUGAGGACAAGGUUCGUCACGCUGAGGACAAGGUACCCCACCCUGUGGACAAGGUACCUCACACUGGGGACAAGGUACCUCACACUGAGGACAAGGUACCUCACAGUGAGGACAAGGUAGCUCACACUGAGGACAAGGCUCCUCACGCUGUGGACAAGGUACCUCACACUAAGGCAAAGGUUCCAUAUGAUGAGGACAAGGUUCGUUAAGCUGAGGACAAGGUUCCUCACACUGAGGACAAGGUUCCUCACGCUGAGGACAAGGUUCCUCACGCUGAGGACAAGGUACCUCACACAGAGGACAAGGUACCUCACACUGAGGACAAGGUUCCUCACCCUGAAGACAAGGUUCCUCAUGGUGAGGACACGGUUCCUUGUGCUGAGGACAAGGUUCCUCACGCUGAGGACAAGGCUCCUCACUCUGAGGACAAGGUCCCUCAAGCUGAGGACAAGGUACCUCACACGGAGGACAAGGUACCUCACACGGAAGACAAGUUUCCUCACCCUGAGGACAAGGUUCCUCAUGGUGAGGACACGGUUCCUUAUGCUGAGCACAAGGUUCCUCACGCUGAGGACAAGAUUCCUCACGCUGCGGACAAGGUACCUCACGCUGUGGACAAGGUACCUCACACUGAGGACAAGGUACCUCACACUGAGGACAAGGUUCCUCACGCUGAGGACAAGGUACUUCACACUGAGGACAAGGUACCUCACACUAAGGAAAAGGUUCCAUAUGAUGAGGACAAGGUUCGUCAAGCUGAGGACAAGGUUCCUCACACUGAGGACAAGGUUCCUCACGCUGACGACAAGGUACCGCUCACUGAGGACAAGGUACCUCACACUGAGGACAAG